AGAAUAAUCAUUAUAUUUAUUGAGAUUGAAAACGCGACCCAUCAUGUGUGUUUCCUGAGCACACAGCAGAAAAGAACAAACGCAGGUUCCCAAUUGAAACGGUUCUGAAGAAGUGAAGAACAAUCUAGGUUUUCCUUUCUCCGAUUCACUCCCAGAGCGAAGAAGCCGCCAUGGGAGGCGAGGAGAAGCGGCACCAGAUGAUGCAGAACCUCUUCGGAGACCAAUCCGAGGAGGAGGAAGAGCUCGACGUUGAUUCUGAGCACGAAUCAAACCCGCAACUCAAUUACCCCUCCGACGAGGGGGAGGGGGUGGGGGAGCAGGAGGGCGAGGUGGAGGGCCAGGGCGAGGUGGAGAUCGAGAGCGACGGAGACGGUGAGCCCGACCGUGAGAGCGAGGGCGAGAGGGAGCAGAGCUCGCAGGAGGUGGAGGUUGUGGAGAGGGAAGAGGAGAGCGAGGGAAGAGACUCGGAUAGUGAUGCCAAGGACGGCGGGUAUAGCCAGCAUGGCGUCACGAGCAAGCGGAGGGACGACGUCGUGGAGAGCGGAUCGGAGAGGUCCGAGGAAAAUCAGUACGCUCACCAUGAUGACGGGGAAGAAGUGGAUGAAGCCAGAAGCCCCAGUGGGUCACCCAGGGAUGAAAAAGAUGAGACUCGUGACUUGCAUGCGGCCCCUGAAAUUCGUGAUGUAUUUGGUGAUUUUGAUGAUGAUGAAGAGGAGGACAUCGGGUAUGCAGUUCAGCAGGACAUCAGACAAGAUUCGAAUAGAUAUGCUGUGGAGGAGGAAGGAAGUUACGGAAAGAACCUGAGACCUGAAGAUAUACUCGCUGAUGAAGAUAAUCAGUAUGAAUCAGAGGAUGAAAAUAUCGAGAUAAAAACUAAGGAGAAGCCACUUGGCCCCCCCUUAGAGUUAGAGGUUCCAUUACGACCACCUCCAGCUCUUCCAGAAAAGAUGAACAUGAUUAAAGUUUCCAAUAUUAUGGGUGUUGAUCCAAAACCCUUUGAUCCUAAAACAUAUGUGGAAGAGGAUACUUUUGUAACUGAUGAAUCUGGAACCAGAAAACGCAUACGUUUGGAGAACAAUAUUGUACGCUGGAGGACUACUAGAAAUCCUGAUGGCACAACAUCUUGUGAAAGCAACGCUCGCUUUGUGAGAUGGUCUGAUGGCAGCCUGCAGCUAUUAAUUGGGAAUGAAGUUCUUGACAUAUCAGUACAAGAUGCACAGCAUGAUCAAGCACAUCUUUUCCUUAGACAUGGAAAGGGAAUCCUCCAAUCACAAGGAAGGUUAUUAAGGAAAAUGAGGUUUAUGCCAUCUUCCUUGUCAUCAAAUUCUCAUCGGCUGCUGACUGCCCUUGUUGACUCAAGGCAUAAGAAGGCUUUUAAGGUUAAAAACUGCAUUACUGACAUUGAUCCUGAGCGGGAAAAAGAAGAAAAAGAGAAGGCUGAAAGUCAAAAUAUCCGUGCUAAUGUGCUUCUUAACCGAAAGCGUGAGAAGGUGAAUCGGAAGUAUACUCCAGCUGUGGAGAGGAGGCGUCAACUUUCUCCUGGGUUUUUAGAGGAUGCUUUGGAUGAGGAGGAUGAAGCAGACUAUUAUGAUAAUCAUCGUUCUCAGCGCCGCUUUGAGGAUGAUUUGGAAGUGGAAGCCCGAGCAGAGAAACGAAUUAUGAAUGCUAAAAAGUCACAGGGACCUAAAGAUAUCCCUCGUAAGUCUUCCUUCCCACCUGCUAAAUCCUCUCGGAACCCAAUGGGUUACCCAGAUGAUGAGAGAGAGGAGUCUGAGUAUGAAACUGAGGAGGAGGAAGAUGAGAGGCCUCCUUCACGUAAGAGGGAUGAGGAUACUGAGCCAGAGUAUGAGGAUGAGGAAGAAGAGGAAGAACACUAUGAAGAAGCCGAACAAGUUAAUGAUGCAUCAGAUGAUGGGGAAGAGGAGGAACCAAAGCAGAAGAGCAAGGAGUUUAGAGGCAGUGCCAAAAGGAAGGGAUUUGAAUCUGAUGAUGACUCUUCUCCAAGGAAAAUAACCACCCAUCGGCGGAUGGCGGUUGUGUAUGAUAGUGAUGAGGACUGAACUUCCUUAAGCCAGAUUUUCAUGGGAAAUCCUCCUUUUUAUUCAGAAUUGUAAGGAAGGAUGUGCGUAGGGUGCAGCAAAGGCUGAGAUGGCUCAUUCUUUUUUUUCCUCUCCUUAUAUUUCAUCCGUAUAUACAUGAAGCAGCGCCUGGCACACUAAUGUAGUGUUUAUUCUCAGGUCACAAUAUAUGUUUUUGACUGUCUUAUUAAUGGUCAUAAAAAACUAUCAGUGUAAAUAAGUUUGUUUUCUGUAUUUUCCGAUCAUAAAUUUUCGUCCAAGGGCAGGUAAUGGUUGACAAGUGGGGAACUUCUUCACGGUCCUUCCCUUUUUACUUUCUGAAAGAAUGAUGUCGUUACUUUGCAACUUUAUAUGAUAGUAACAUUUUAGAUUUCUUUAGCUAAGAAUAAUAAUUAAAAAAACCUACAAAUUUCAGGUUCUAA
Molecule: messenger RNA, 2500 nt
Organism: Glycine soja
Lineage: Eukaryota; Viridiplantae; Streptophyta; Magnoliopsida; Fabales; Fabaceae
Product: protein LEO1 homolog
Exons: 12
Coding region: 171-2060 (629 amino acids)
Biological process (GO): transcription elongation by RNA polymerase II; positive regulation of transcription elongation by RNA polymerase II
Cellular component (GO): nucleus; Cdc73/Paf1 complex
Molecular function (GO): RNA polymerase II C-terminal domain phosphoserine binding
Source: RefSeq, a predicted model, not a curated record